AUGGCGGUGUGGACGCGCGCCGCCAAGGCGGGGCUGCUGGAGCUGCUGCUGCGGGAGCGCUGGGUGCGGGUGGCGGCGGAGUUGAGCGGCGAGGCGCUGAGCCUCACCUCGGAGCCGCCGCCCGAGCCCGCGGGGCCGCCCAACGGGCUGCCCAACGGCGCCGAGUGGGGCGCGGCGGGGGGCGGCCCGGACCCCCGCCCGCUCUCGCCGCCCCCGGCCGAGCCGGCGCCGCCGGGCGUGCGGCGGGUGCGGGUGGUGAAGGCCGAGGCGGGCGGGCUGGGCAUCAGCAUCAAGGGCGGGCGCGAGAACCGCAUGCCCGUGCUCAUCUCCCGCAUCUUCCCGGGGCUGGCGGCCGAGCGCUGCGGCGCCCUGCGGCUCGGGGACGCCAUCCUCUCGGUGAACGGCACCGACCUGCGCGACGCCACCCACGACCAGGCCGUGCAGGCGCUGAAGCGGGCCGGCCGCGAGGUGCUGCUGGAAGUGAAGUUCAUGCGGGAAGUGACUCCCUACAUUAAGAAGCCGUCGCUGGUGUCAGACCUCCCGUGGGACGGGGCAGCUCCCCAGUCACCGAGCCUGAGUGGCAGUGAGGACUCCGGCUCCCCGAAGCACUACAAUGGCACCAAAGACAGGAAGGUGAUCCCUCUGAAAAUGUGCUUCGCCGCCAGGAACUUGAGCAUGCCGGACCUGGAGAACAGGUUGAUAGAGCUGCACUCACCAGACAGCAGAAACACCCUGAUCCUGCGGUGCAAAGACACAGCGACAGCACACUCCUGGUUCACGGCCAUCCACACCAACAUCAUGGCCCUCCUCCCUCAGGUGCUGGCUGAACUCAAUGCCAUGCUAGGUGCCAACAAUGCCACAGGAAGUAGCAAGGAGGUCAAACACAUCGCUUGGCUGGCGGAACAGGCUAGACUAGAUGGAGGAAGGCAGCAGUGGCGGCCCAUCCUCAUGGCUAUGACAGAGAAGGACUUGCUGCUCUAUGAUUGUAUGCCCUGGACAAGAGACGCAUGGGCAUCACCUUGCCACAGCUACCCUCUUGUUGCUACCAGGCUGGUUCACUCUGGCUCCGGGCGCAGAUCACCUUCUCCGGGAUCCGAGCUCACCUUUGCAACGAGGACAGGCUCUCGCCAGGGCAUUGAAAUGCACGUUUUCAGGGUGGAGACGCAUCGGGACCUCUCCUCCUGGACCAGGAUGCUAGUUCAGGGCUGCCAUGCUGCUGCGGAGCUGAUAAAGGAGGUGUCCGUAGGCUGCAUGUUGAAUGGCCAGGAGGUGAAGCUCACGGUCCAUUAUGAAAAUGGAUUCAAUCUCUCCAGGGAGGAGGCAGGCUCCAGUCGCACCCUGUUCCUCUACCCCUUUGAGAAGCUUAGAGUGUCUGCAGAUGAUGGCAUCAGGAACCUCUACUUGGAUUUUGGUGGCCCUGAGGGGGAGCUGACCCUGGACCUGCAUUCCUGUCCCAAACCCAUUGUUUUUGUGUUGCACACUUUCUUGUCAGCCAAAGUCACCCGUAUGGGACUGCUUGUGUAA
This is a messenger RNA of Emys orbicularis (European pond turtle), 1524 nucleotides long. It is a transcript of the gene SNTB2, whose product is annotated as syntrophin beta 2. The record is from RefSeq and is a predicted model, not a curated record. Gene Ontology annotation, cellular component: intracellular anatomical structure; synapse; dystrophin-associated glycoprotein complex. The coding region runs from base 1 to 1524 and encodes 507 amino acids. NCBI's taxonomy places the organism in Eukaryota, Metazoa, Chordata, Testudines, Emydidae. Gene Ontology annotation, molecular function: structural molecule activity; protein binding. The transcript is spliced from 7 exons.